This is a messenger RNA of Aphanomyces astaci, 1512 nucleotides long. RefSeq lists its product as hypothetical. The transcript is spliced from 2 exons. The record is from RefSeq and is a predicted model, not a curated record. Lineage: Eukaryota; Oomycota; Saprolegniomycetes; Saprolegniales; Verrucalvaceae. The coding region runs from base 1 to 1512 and encodes 503 amino acids.
AUGGCAAGCAACCGACGUGUGUGGGUUACUCUGGUUGAUGGCAAAGGUGACCAGCUGAUGUCGCCAGGCAAAGUGAGCGUCUCCCCCGACAGCGACGUCGACGAUCUCAAACAAGCUGUGAAGGCCAUGUACCACGACAGCAUCUUGGAGAGAAUCCCCCCACCUGCCCUUUCUGUCUACGCCGACCAGGCCGCGUUUGCCCGCAAUGAUGCUCCUCUUGCUGCCGAUGCAAGGGUUGAAGGUUAUGGCGAACAUUUGGCAAAUGCCAUCUUGGUGGUUGCUCCGUUCACAUCAAACAAGCGCCAACGUGGAGACGACGUCGAAACACAAGGAGCUCUGGAAAGCCCUGUAUCAGUGUUAAGCAACAAGGCUUGGCAAGCGUUCGUCUCAACUGCAAAGCCGACGUUGUCUGACUCCAACUUCUUUCACGCGCUUUGCACCGCUCCCAUCAAUCCAGUCGACAGAAUCGAGGACCUUCCAAUCGCUGAACCUGUUCCAGGCUGUAUCACCACGUUCACGGAUCCGAUUACGCAGGUCCAGGUGGUCUGCUUGCCGCACCGUUUGCCACGAUCCACUCUGAUUUUCAGCCACGUAGUUUUCAUCCGGCCUUUCACUGUCGCGAUGGUCAAAGCAAUGACCACAUGCAUGGAACCCCGCAUUGCUGUGGUUGGCAAUACUGGCAUUGGCAAGUCGUUCAUGCAGCUUGUGAUCCUAUUGUGGUGGGCGCGUCCAGAGCUACGUCCAGUGCCUGAAAACGUCGACGACGGGGCCGCUUUGGACAAGUUUUUGGAUGGCAUUCAAGCAAUCGCUCGCGUGGAGCGGGGCUCUUGUACGGAUUUGUUCUUCAAGCGCGAACAACUUCAUUACGUAGUCGACAAGGUCCAUCAAACACUCUUGGACCGUUUGGAUUCCACGUCGACCUUGCUCCUGUACGAACCGUGUGUUUCGAAGGAUGAGAUUGAGAUCUGUGGCAUCGCGGAUGGUCACGUGUGGGCUACAGUGUCGCCGUUGGAGCAACGGUACAAGGAGUUUUCCAAAACCAGAGCCGCCGUGAAGUACAUGGAAUGCCCUUACGAAGACGAGCUGGUGUUCAUGGCGGCCGUGAUGGUGAUUGGAGUGGAGCCGGAGUUGAAGCCACUGUACGAGGAGUCACUUGUCCGUGAACGGAUCCGAACGCGUGGUCCCUUCCUGCGGGUUGUGUUGCCUGAGAGCGUGGGUGUUUUGAAGGCUGAAGGUAAAGUGGGACGGAGUGAAUUGUCUGAGUUGACCUUGGAGAAACUCCAAAACACAUGGUUCAUCACCGAGGAGAGAAGUGUUGGUAUGAUGGAAAUCAGUGAUCGUAUCCUCCGCAUUUCACCCGAGUUGGACGGCGUGUUUGAGUCGUAUACCCUGAAGCCGGCGAACGAUCUUGUGACUGAACGUUUGGGCAAUUUGAUGUUCGACGUCGACGUGCGGGAACUCAAGAGGCAACUCAUCGCGUACGUUGAGGCGUUGGGACAUUCAACAGCAUAA